AUGAGUGGGGACUGGUCCUUAUCAAACUGGUACAAACAGACAGGUUUUCAGUCUAAUGUUACCUUAACUAAAGAUGGAGUAUCUCAACUGAUGUUAGACCUUGGACUGUCAAAGUUCCUGUUUGACAAUAAAUGUGAUUAUACAGACCAAGAAUCUGUCUUUGUUAAUGCUUAUCAAGGAUGGACUUCUGACUGUCAAGACAGUAAGAUUGAGUUACCUGACCUACCUGAUUACCUCACCUGUUACCUGGAUUCUACCUGUAUGGGUAUACAGUGUUGUUGGGAUGUAGACUUUAUCAGUAGAUCAUUCCAUAGUCACCUUACAGUAGAUACCUGUAGCUACAUAUUAAAGUUUGGAGUAGAAAAGUUGGAGUUUGAAGUAACUUUAGAUGAUUAUGAGUGGGGUGAAUGGAAACAGUUUGAUUUAUAUGGAGUUAUAAAUGUUAGAUAUAUGAUUGAUGAUUUACCAGCACAACACAUGUAUGUAUUCUCCAUGACAGUGAGUCUGUGUUGGGAGUCGGAUGGACAAGACUGUGAUCACCAUGUUAUAUUUAAUAAUGUACUGCUACCCAAACCUAACUGUAACUGGAAUAAACCUUAUAAUAUCCCAGGUUGUAAGACCAUUUUACCAGCAGAUAUUGUGUUUGUGGUUGAUGAAUCUGGUAGUGUUGGAGAAGAUAAUUUUAGAGAUACAAUGGAUGCCAUUGCAGAUACCAUAGAUACAUUGGUCAUUCAUGAAGACUUGAUCCGUGUCGGCAUGACCUUAUUUGAAGGAACUGGAACAUCAAGGACAUUGUUUGAUCUGAACAGUAGUUAUAAUAAAACUGAAAUAAGGUCAUGGCUUUUAUCAGCUGUCUAUCAGAAGGGAACUACCACAGAUAUUGCUGAUGCAUUCCAAUUUGCUUGUGAAGAAAUGUUUCAGAUGACAAAAGGGGAGAGAACCAAUGCUCAGAACUAUCUUGUAUUACUUACUGAUGGAAAAUCAGACAGGAACAAAGCUAUAGAUAAGGCAGCCUUGUGUAGCAGUAAGAAUGUCAGAAUUAUAACAGUAGGGAUAGGAUCUGGUAUUGAUGUAGAUCUUCUCAAUACAACAGCAUAUCAACCAGAUCAUUUCAUCAAUACAGAAUACAGUGAACUGAAUACAACUUUACCUGAACUUGUGACUAAGUCUGUGGACUGUAGUAAGGAUUUCUCCUUGGCUGAGUUUGUGUCUGACAGUGGAUUAUCUACCCUUGACAGUUUUGCUGUGUCAAAGUUAAUGGAUUAUCUAGGUGUAUCUGAAUACCUACUGUCAGAACAGUGUGACGUGACAAAGCUACCAUUUAACUCAUCUGUGAAUGGAUGGACUGAUGAUUGUUCCGUUCCAGACAAGACUGACCUAUCACCCUAUGGUGUAUGUUACAUACCACAUACUUGUACCAGUAUAGACUGCUGUGUAAAUCUGCCUGGAUUACACAGGAAUAUUCAUGCUUCUGUUGACAUAGACACUUGUAAUUAUAAACUGACUGUGGAUAUUGAGAAAGUCCAUCUGGAAUACUCACUGGUUGAUUACGAAUGGGGACACACAGAAACAUAUUCUUUGUUUGGACUCUUCAAUGUUGUAUUCACAGUACAAAAUCUUGUUGAUGACAAGUUACUGGUAACCAUGGAUAUAACUGUAUGUAUGGAGAGAGCUGGUCCAUGUGAAGUAAUUCUGAAUGUAUUCAAAGAUACCAGGUUACCUAAACCAGUUUGUAACUGGAAAACUGACUUUAUUAUAUCAGAUUUCUCAAUAGAAAACUUCCUAUCAAGUAAAGGAUUAAGUCCAACUUUAAGCAAGCUACCAACAGAAGUAUUAUUACAGCUGUCAAACAAACUUGGAAUAUCUUCAUUCUACAUGGAAAACCAGUGUAACAGAGCAGAUACUCCAUAUGUACCAAACAAGGAUGGAUGGAAUAAAGAUUGUUUAGAGAAAGUAAAUCUCCCAAUUUUAUCUAAUGGCACCACCUGUCACUUAUCUGAUGAUUGCAUUGGAGUUACCUGUUGUACAGAUGUAGAUCUGAUCAGUAGAUCUAUCAGUACCAGUUUAAAACUGGAUCCCUGUGAAUAUACCUUGCAAGUGCAGAUAGAGAAACUUAUUGUCAACAUAAGUUUAAUUGAUUAUCAGUUUGGUAAACAAGAUGGUGUAUAUUUAUUUGGAGUUGUACGUCUUGACUAUGACAUAGAAGACCUGAGAUACAAAAGACAGUAUGUAGUCAACCUACAUCUGAGUGUUUGUUUUGAAGCGACAGGACCUUGUACAAUCAGUAUCCCUGUACUAACUAAUACCAUUCUACCUAGGUCUGUCUGUGACUGGAAAAGUAACUUUAUAGAUCCAGAAUUUUCAUUCAAUAAGUUCAUGAAAGAAGAGAUAGGUUUGAGUAUUGGAGAUAGUUUAACAGAUUAUCAGAGGAAACAAUUAAUGGAAAGUUUAGGAAUUUCUGACUUCAUGAGGGAUGUUCCCUGCAGUCUAACACCAUAUCCAAGUAAUGGAUGGACUAAUGAUUGUGAUACUUUGACCUCUGACCUUCCACUGUUACCAGGGACAACUGUCUGUCAUAUUCAGGAAAGCUGUACCUCAGUGUCCUGUUGUUUUAAUGUGGACAAGAUAGGUCAAUCAUUCCAGGCUUCAGUUGAUAUUGAUCCAUGUAGAUCACUACUGACAGUAACAAUAGAAAAAUUCACACUGCAGAAAAAUCUGUUAGAUUUCCUGUGGGGGACACUAGUAGAAAUGUGGCUGUUUGGUUUAUUUAGAAUUGGGUAA
Molecule: messenger RNA, 2781 nt
Organism: Mytilus californianus (California mussel)
Lineage: Eukaryota; Metazoa; Mollusca; Bivalvia; Mytilida; Mytilidae
Exons: 13
Coding region: 1-2781 (926 amino acids)
Source: RefSeq, a predicted model, not a curated record